GAGAGGGACUCGCUGACCGCAGUCAAAAACAAUCAAGAUAUCAUCACAUAUCUGCGCGAAUACAUGCUGAUACCACGGUGGUUUUGAUGUUUUGGUUUAGGUUUACAGAGAAUAUGUAAAAAACUAGGAAAAAGUAGGAAAAAGUGAAAGUAAAGCGUGAACACGGCUCAGAUCGCUAUAGGCUAUUAGCUAUAAAGUAACAUUAGCUAUAUAAAAUUAAGAUUUGGUUUUAAGCGAGGCAGAUUAAGUUUACAUGUUUUGUGCUCUCAUUGUUUUAAUGCUAAAAUUGUAUUCCGAAUAAUAGGCUAACACAUGCGGUAUAGAUUAGGCCUAAUAUUUGUUGUUUAGUGUCACAGUUGUGUUUUCUCAGGACCUGUCAGCGCUGACUGUGGCAUCAAAACUAAAAGAUAACGUUCUUGAGGACCAAACAAAAAUGAAUAAUCGGUCCACAGAGUCGUGUUCUUUACUUACUGAUGAAGAAACUUCUAAAGAGGAGAUCCAAACUUUGAAGUCUUUAAUGCAAGAAAGCUUAAAAAAGCGAUAUGAAGACACUCUAAAGGCUCCAAAUGACAUUCCACUGAAGAUGUAUGUGUCAAACAGGACACAUUUGGAUGGCCAGAUGGCCCAUGAGAUGCGUGAGCUGGAAAGACCCUACAAUGAGGACAUUAAAGAUGAAAAUGUCAUUAAUUAUGAUGAUCUCCUGAAGCCUCAUUCUUCUACAGACCAUAUCCGCAGCAUUAUGAUGAGAGGAAUAUCUGGAUCUGGCAAGUCAACAGCUGUGACGAAGUUUGUUUUAGACUGGGCACAUGGCAGAACACACCAGCACAUUGAUUUUGUGUUUCCUCUUCACCUGUGUGAGCUGAACAUACUACAUGACAAAAAACUCAGCCUGAUAGAGCUCUUGGAUCUGAUCUUUCCAAAGUUACUCAACCCAGAGACCCUUGAACGGUCUCAGAUUCUGUUUAUUUUGGAUGGACUAGGUGAAUUUAGAUUUCCUCUUAAUUUUAAGUGCACCAAGACAUGCGCCAACUCAGUGACACCAGUUUCUGUAGGCUGCAUACUGGUGAAUCUUCUCAAAGGGAACCUUCUUCCCUCUGCCCAGAUCCUGGUCACUUCAAGGCUAAAAUAUGCAGGUCUUAUUCCUCCAGAACAUAUACAGAAGGGGGUUGAACUUCAUGGGUUUGAUGACUUACAGUGGGAAGAGCAUAUCAGAAGUGAAUUGUAUGACCGAACCAUUGCAGUAAGAGCCACUAUUCACGUGAAAUCAUCCAGAUCCCUGUACAUCAUGCGCUCCUUGCCAUUCUUCUGUCAGAUGGCUUCCACUGUUUUGGAAGAACUUUUCAGUAAUAGUUACAACACAAAUCAUCCUCUCACCUUGACCGAGAUUUUCACACAUUUUCUUCUGAUUCAAAUGAAGAGACAUGUGGAAAAGUCUUCUAAAUCAGGCACUGAGGAGAUCCUGAAGUUGGGUAAGCUGGCUUGGCACAUGCUGGAAAAGGACACAUCGACCUUUAUGGAGAAGGACCAGAGAGAAACCAAUACAGAUCCUUAUCUUCCUGUCAAACUCUCUGAAGACUGGCCCAUGUUCUUCAGAAAUCAGAACAUGAUGGGUUUAGGGAAAAUGUACCGCUUCACACAUCCCAGCGUCCAAGAGUUCCUGGCAGCAUUGUAUGUUGCUGUGCAUUAUGAACCCAGCAAGGGAAAUGUAAUGUUUUUUACACUUGCAGAAAAAGCACAAAAGUUGCUCAAUCCUACAGAAGUACCAGUUGAUCUGCACAGAAGGGCAGUGGACAGAGCAUUAAGGAGCAAAACUGGCCAACUAGACAUAUUUCUUCUCUUUCUCUUGGGCAUCUCUGCAGGUCCAAGCAACAAGCUCCUGUCCUGCUUUUUCCAAAAUACAUCUCUUCAUGUAAGGAAAGAGGAAGUAGUCCAAAAUAUUUUACAGAAAGUCAAGGCAAAACCAUUAUUUGAGAUCUCUGUUAAUCUCUCUUGCUGUUUGGAUGAACUUGACGUAGCCCUGCCUGUGGAUAGCAAUCAUGGCCCGAUUAAAUUUCAGAUAGAUGAGGAUGUGCACAUUACUCCUUCAGAGUGGUCAAAUAUAGCGACUACUCUGCUGACCUCUGAGGAUACAUCACUGAUAUUCGAUGUCAGUAAAUAUGCUAAUGUAGAUGAAGCCAUUAUGAGACUGCUGCCCGUCAUCAAGAUCUCCAGAGUCCUCAGACUGGAUAGGCUCACGAAUCGGAGCUGGGAACUAAUCGUGUCAACUCUGAGAUCACCAGCCAAUUGUAUCAGAGAGAUUGACAUUGAGAAAAAGGCUCUCAUUUAUUUAAAAUUGGAUCUAUUAUCCGUUGGUAUGAGAAACCCUAAUUGCAAAGUGGAGAUACUCAGGACACCAUAUUAUAGUUAUCCUAAAGAUGCUGAUCCUUUGUUCUCUGGGAUCUUACUGAACCCAACACAUUUGAGAGAGCUGAAGCUGCUGGAGUCAUUCUGCCUGAGUGACAGGGCAGUGGAGAGCAUCUCUCAAAUCUUAAUGAACCCGGAUUGUCAUCUCGAGAAACUCAGUUUACAAGUAAUGGAAAGCUUAGAGGGUUGUCAGAAAUUGACCUCAGCUCUCUGUAGCAGUUCUUGUUGUCUGCAAGAGCUGGACUUGAGAAGAUACUUUCCGAGAGAUGAAGAUCAGGAUUUACAGCUUCUGUCGAAGGCAUUCAGGCACCCGAACUUCAAAGUAACAGUUCUGAGGUUGGAAAUCCAUUCUGUAGAGCAGGAAACAUUAUCAGCAUUAUUCUCUGCUUUUCAAAAGAACCCUUCACACCUGAGAGAGCUUGAACUAAGUUUAUUAAUACCAAUGAAUCUUAAACUUCAGCAACUUUUCUCUUUGCUGGCGGAUCCUUGCUUCAAACUAGAGACACUGCGGAUAGUUCUCCCACGAUUACACACACCUGAUAAUCAGCUCUCCUCUGAACCUUUGCUCAGCUGUGCUGCUUUUCAUAGAUUGUGCUGGUCAUUAUGGAAAUGUACCUGCCAGCCCUUAGUUCAAUUAAAGGAUAAUUCUCUUGAAACUCUGGCUUCAGCUCUUGGAUCUUGCAGCCUCAAAUCUCUGGAUCUCAGCAUGUGUGGCCUAACAGAUUCUUCUGUGGAGCUGCUCUCUGCUGGACUGAGUAACCCUGGCUGUAAACUGGAGAUACUCAGGAUGACACACUGCAGCAUCACAGAAGCAGGAGCUGCUUGUUUGGCGAGGGCUCUGUCUUACAACCCAUCACACAUGCGGGAAAUAGACUUGAGCAUCAACCCUGUUAAAGGCCCAGGAUUUGACCAGCUCACAUCUGUUUUGGAUGAUCCAGCAACCCGAUUAGAGAAACUAAUAGUGGAUGGCCUAGAGGAGCAACGGGACAUAGAAACUCUACGCCAAUAUGUGUGCCAGCUGUCGUGGGAUCCCAACACAGCUUCUUCAAGUGUGCAGGUGUCAGAGGAAGAUCAGGCUCUUGUGAAUCGUCGCAGAACCCUAGCACCUCCUCCACAUCAUCCCGAGAGUUUUAAAGAUCUAGACCAAAUCAUGAGUCGGGAAGGUCUGAGCAGCCGUCAUUUCUUCCAGCUGGAGUGGUUUGGCAGGUGGGCCACUGUAGGAAUGGCCUAUAAAGACAUAAGCAGGAAGGGAAGUUUAGCAGCCUCUAGCAUUGGACUUAAUAAUAAAUCCUGGGGCAUUUUUGCGAGGACCCCCUUGCCCAGAUGUAAUGCUCUUCAUGGAGGAGUAGAGAUGAGGCUUCCUGACUGCUCACCUUGGAGAGUCGGGGUCUAUCUGGACUGGGCGGCAGGAACUCUGUCCUUUUACAACACUACAUAUGACAAGGCUGAACUCAUCCACACUUUCCAUGCCAAGUUUUCUCAGCCUCUUUUUCUGCUGGUCAGCAUUGGUGCUGGAGUUAAGAUCCUACCGGACAUGCCUCCUCCUCUCUGUGUCCAUGACCAUGAUCCUUGGGAUAUGUUAAGGGGCUUCAAGGACUGCAAGGGAUGUAACGGAUCAAAGGCUUGGUAGAUAAACUGAUGUGCUCUCCUUUCAUGAAAUAGCUGAUGAUAGUGUUUGUUUCCUUGUAUUUUGGAUUAACAGACUUUAGAAAAGACUUUAUUUAAUGUCUUUUGAUAGUGAGAGCAGAGGGGGCCGUUGUCUUACAAAACCUGAUCUUAAAGAAAAUUAACAUUCUGUCAUCAUGUACUCACCUUCAUGUUAA
Carassius carassius (crucian carp) is the source of this 4226-nucleotide messenger RNA. RefSeq names its product NLR family CARD domain-containing protein 3-like. Gene Ontology annotation, molecular function: protein binding. The record is from RefSeq and is a predicted model, not a curated record. The coding region runs from base 434 to 4033 and encodes 1199 amino acids. The transcript is spliced from 12 exons. NCBI's taxonomy places the organism in Eukaryota, Metazoa, Chordata, Actinopteri, Cypriniformes, Cyprinidae.